CUUGGGGGUUAGAGUACCUUGAACAGUCCAUUUGGACGGCUGUCACUCUCCUCUGCAUACAAACAACAAAUCCUGACCUACUAUUGAGUACAGCAUACGCGACACCUUACUCGUUUAGUACAGAGGAACAGACACAUUCGACGCGUGCUCGAAUUAUUCAAAGAUAGGCUAUUUCACCCCGUCAGCACUGCGACCCUGCAUCUCAAACUCGUUGGUUUACAUUAGUUGUCUGAGACGAUUAAAGACGCAGCACGAGACGUCCGAGGACCGCAGACAUCGCCCGAGACUACGUUUUAGCCAUCGAAACCCCCCUUCCACUGAAACUCAGGGCCUAGCAAACCACCAGAAUGGUCAUCAAGUCGCGCUGGGCGCUUCCUCUGCCACAAGUAUCUCUGCCUACAUGGAUUUUCGACUCACCCACUGCCGACCUUCCAACAAUCCCCGCCUACAUAUCCGCAAAUGAACCAGACAAGUACUUCCUCUCGCUUUCUGACUACCGUCUAUAUGCGCAACGUCUCGCCUCUGGAUUGCGCCGCUCAGGCCUCCAGCCGGGCGAUCGCGUGCUUCUCUUUUCCGGUAACACCCUCUUCUUCCCGUCAUUCAUAAUGGGUGUAGUUAUGGCAGAGGGCGUCUUUACUGGCGCCAACCCAACAUACGUUGCUAGGGAGCUGGCGUAUCAGUUGAAAGAUUCUGGUGCGAGGUAUCUGAUCUGCGCAGAAGGCAGUCUAGAAACAGGCAUUGCAGCCGCGAAGGAGAUUGGUAUGGGCGCUGAUCAGAUUUUUGUAUUUGACGACGGAAUCGCAACAUUUCAAGGCCGCAAGGUGGAAAAGAGUACUGAGCUUGGGACCGUACGGCACUGGACAGACCUGCUAGACUCCGAAGAACAAGGCCGUAACUACGCAUGGCCCGACCUUCGGACAGACGAAGAACUAGACCGCGUCAUUCUACUCAACUACUCGUCAGGUACCACGGGCGUAGCCAAGGGCGUGAUGUUGACCCACAAGAACUAUGUCGCAAAUUGCAGCCAGCAAGUGCACAUCAGUAGUCGCGCCAAAAACUUCGCCCAGAACCUCCCACACAAGCGCUACCUCUGCUUCCUACCCAUGUACCACGCUAUGGCGCAGGCAGUCUUCUGCUACAAUGCCAUGAAGCUACGCGUCCCCGUGUACAUGAUGCCGAAGUUUGAUUUCCUGGAGAUGCUCCAGUACGUGCAGAAGUACAGGAUUACGGAUCUCAUAUUAGUCCCGCCAGUCGUUGUGGCCAUGGCUAAACACCCUGCAACGAGGAAGUUUGAUCUUUCGUCCGUGGAGUCAGUAGGCUCGGGCGCGGCGCCACUUGGCCAUGAGGUCAUUCAAGAAUUCGAACGCCUGUGGCCAAAUGGGCAAGUCAAUGUAACCCAAGGCUGGGGCAUGACGGAAGUCACAUGUGCAACCACUGCCUUUGACCCCUCGAAGCAUUCAGAGAGCUUUUCAGUGGGUGAAGUGUUGGCCAACUGCGAGGCGAAGAUCGUGCUAGAUGAUGAGGGGAAGGUUGAAGCAAAGCAGGGCGAACGAGGCGAGGUCUGGGUCAAGGGGCCGAAUGUCAUGAAGGGGUAUUGGAACAAGCCCGAGGCGACAAGAGAGGCUAUUACGAGCGAUGGUUGGCUGAAGACGGGAGAUGUGGCGUAUGUUGAUGAGCAGAAUCAUUUCUUUAUCGUCGACCGGAAGAAGGAGUUGAUCAAGGUCAAAGGGCUACAAGUCGCGCCUGCAGAGCUGGAGGCGCUGUUGCUGGAUCACCCGGAGGUGCAGGAUGCGGCUGUCAUCGGUAUAACUGUUAACGGCGACGAGCUCCCACGCGCCUACAUCAUGCCUCAGUCGCAAGACAAGGCUACGCCAGAAACAGCUGAAAACAUCAAGAAAUGGGUCGCUGAGCGGGUGUCUAGGCACAAGCGAUUGGAAGGGGGCGUGCACUUCAUUGAAGCGGUCCCCAAAAAUCCUUCUGGCAAGAUUUUAAGAAAACAGCUGAGAGAGAUGGCGGCUCUCGAGGACACCAAGGCUAAGUUGUAGGUGGUAGUUUUGGUAGAUAGAGGUGGGCCUCAUUCAAGAGAGCGACUUCGAGCUAGAUGGCUAGAUG
Molecule: messenger RNA, 2112 nt
Organism: Cucurbitaria berberidis CBS 394.84
Lineage: Eukaryota; Fungi; Ascomycota; Dothideomycetes; Pleosporales; Cucurbitariaceae
Product: 4-coumarate-CoA ligase-like protein
Exons: 4
Coding region: 348-2045 (565 amino acids)
Biological process (GO): secondary metabolic process
Molecular function (GO): CoA-ligase activity
Source: RefSeq, a predicted model, not a curated record